Messenger RNA from Belonocnema kinseyi, 2433 nucleotides. RefSeq lists its product as uncharacterized. Lineage: Eukaryota; Metazoa; Arthropoda; Insecta; Hymenoptera; Cynipidae. The record is from RefSeq and is a predicted model, not a curated record. Gene Ontology annotation, molecular function: nucleic acid binding. Bases 1 to 2433 code for a protein of 810 amino acids. The transcript is spliced from 5 exons.
AUGAGGAAUAUUCCUGGCCUGCUACUACUUACAUUUGUAACUUUCUUCGAUUUUACAACGUCACAUCGCUCAUACAUUCGGUCAGACUGUGCAAGAGAGUUAGGUUAUGUUCCGCGCGGAGACGUUGAAGUGGCUCAUUCUUUAUUCGGCGGUGUCAAAUCGAAAGCAAAGAAGCAUGACAUAUUUUUAAUACGUUUAAAAGAUCUCGAUGAGUCUUACGCGUGUAAUUUCUCUGUAUUGUGUCGAGAUAUAAUCUGCGACACAAUCCCCUGUGUCAAGGAGGAAUCAUGGGUUAACGAAUUACGUGAGCGUAAUAUUUUCUUAUCUGAUAUCGGAAGUAAAGAAAAAUCUAUUGAUGUUUUGAUCGGUACUGAUGUGGCCGGAAAGUUAAUAACGGGAAAUAAAUUUGACAUGAACAAUGGUCUAAUCGCGUUUGAAACUUUGUUGGGAUGGACGGUUAUGGGAAAAUUACCAGAACAGCGUAAAGAAAAAACCGAAACUAUUGCUAUGUUUACGACGUUGUUCAUCCAAGAGGCCGAUGUAUCCGAUCUUUGGAGCUUAGACGUUCUCGGUAUCACGGAUCCUAUUCAAGCUGAAAAGGAUAUUAUAAAAAAUGAAAAUACGCGAAAUUUUGUAAGAGAAACGGCAAAAAUUACCUCGGAAGGUAGAUAUGAAGUAAAAUUGCCUUGGAAAGACGAUCACGUGCCUUUACCCGAAAACUAUGACGUAGCACAACAAAGAUUAAAAACGACGGUGGAAAAGUUAAAUAAGCAAGGUAUUGCCUCCGCGUAUAAUGACGUUUUUGAAUCAUGGUUGACAGAAAAGAUAAUAGAAAGGGUUCCCGAAAAUGAAAUUUCACGCGUAGGUCAUUAUUUGCCGCAUCGUCCGGUCAUAAAAAUGAAUAGCACGACUAAAAUCAGGCCCGUAUUUGAUGCUUCGGCUAAAAGGAAGGGAAAUCCAUCUCUCAAUCAAUGUCUGAAAAAGGGUCCGAAUUUGAUAGAACUUGUGCCAUCAUCCCUUAACAGAUUUCGGGAAAGAGAGAUUGGUGUUAUUUCUGACAUAAAAGGGUCAUUUUUACAGAUAGUCGUGGAUCCAGCUGAUAGAGAGUUUCUCCGUUUCUUGUGGUUAGUGGAUGGCAAAAUAGUAGUUUAUAGACAUUGUCGCGUUGUUUUUGGAUUGUCGUGUAGUCCCUUUUUACUGGCAGCGACAAUCGAAAUGCUUUUAGAAGCAGCUUCGGAAAAAGCGAAAGAGAGUGACAAAUAUCUGUGGACAGAAAACUCGGUUAAAAAAUUAAGGGAGUCAUUUUAUGUCGACAAUUGCGUGACUAGCGUUGAUUCGAAGGAAGAAUUGGAAGUUUUUGUUCGUGAAGCUAGAGCAAUUAUGGCUACGGGAGGUUUCGAUUUACGGGGAUGGGAAAGUUCCGGAGGUGUUUCACAAGGAGAAUAUGUACUUGUUCACGGAAUCUCUUGGAAUAAACACAAAGAUACGAUUUCCAUCAAUCCGACCGUAGUAUACAUAGGUACGCCAAUAGUCAUAACGAAAAGGGUUAUACUAUCCGCAGUACACAAAAUAUUCGACCCGAUCGGCUUCACAUGUCCCGUGUCCUUACAGCCGAAAAUCUGGCUUAAGCAAUUAUGGAAAGAAAAAGUCGGUUGGGACACGGAAAUUAAUGACAAACACAGACACGAAUUUUUAGUUCGGAUAAACGAUUUACCUUUAUUAAAACAAAUUGAAAUACCGCGAAAAAUCGGAAAUGGUAGGCUGUCAAUUCAUACAUUCGGAGAUGCAAGUGGUUUAGCUUAUGCCGCCGUGGUAUUCGCAAGAAUUUAUUUCGGUAAUUUUGUCGGCGUGCAACUUUUAAAUGCGAAGUCUCGAAUUUCUCCAGAAAAAGCAUCUAUGCCCCGUCUCGAAUUAAUGGCCGCAUCUAUAGCCGUGAGGCUUACACGUUCGCAUCAUCGCUGUCUACAGAUGAGUUCAUUGAGUGUUUCCGUAGAUUUAUCGCAAGGCGCGGGCGACCUCGAUAUGCUUAUACCGAUAACGGAACAAAUUUUAGAGAUCGAAUGGCAUUUCAACCCACCCUCAGCACCGUGGUGGGGAGGCUGGUGGGAAAGAUUAAUAGGCGUUCUGAAAACAAUAUUACGAAAAAUCUUAGGCAAAGCAAGCCUUUCCUAUGAAAGCUUAACGACUGCCCUUUGCGACGUUGAAGCAAUUAUAAAUUCACGUCCACUAACUUACGUAUCAGAAGACGAAGAGGAUUUAAAACCUCUAACCCCCGCAAUGUUUCUUCAAGAAAUACAAGAAAUCGGAGUUCCGGAUUUUGAUAUGCUUUAUCACGAAAACCUAGACUUUCUCGCUUUUCCUCGCCUCGCCUUAGACGCAUGUGACGACAUUCUAGCUUUGCCUCGCUUUGCCAAUGUCUACCUCGGCAGCUAA